UUAUGAUAAUAAAAUAUGCAUACCUGCACUAUAUAAAGAUAUAUCCAGCUAUUUACUUAACGACAUUCUACUCAACCAUGUUAAAAAAAUUACUACUCGUCUAUUUCCUAACCCAAGCAGGAAUAAGAAGCGAAGAUUCUGUGGAGUACCUCGAAAAUGUAGUAAAAAAAGCCGAAAAAGAUUCUCUAAACUAUCAAACACCUACAGACGCGAGCCGCUACAAACCCACCACUUCAGAAACAAAAGACUACGCUCCGUACGAUUUCAUCAUCAUCGGCGGCGGUACCACCGGCUCGGUGAUAGCCAGCCGCUUGUCCGAAGAAAACUUCACGGUACUCGUCCUCGAAGCCGGCCAAUUCGCCGACAACGGCGCCUUGCAGAUCCCCCGAAUGGCCCAAACCGGCUGGCUCUCCGACUACAAUUGGGGAUUCAAAAGCAUCCCCCAAACCACAGCCUGUCUAGGUUCCAUCAACAACCAAUGCCCGUACCCGCGAGGACGAGGCGUCGGCGGUACCACCCUAAUGAACGGCCUGAUCUACGACAGAGGUUCCCAGCAGAUCUACAACUUGUACUCCAGGAUAGCGCGCGACCACAGCUGGUCGUACCGCAACGUGCUUAAAUACUUCAAGAAAUCGGAGCACUUCCACUGGACGAACCCCAACGCGCCGGUAGACCCCUUCUACCACGGCUACGAAGGCUUGUUCGACGUGCAGCACAAAGUGCCGGACAUCCGCAUCAACGAUUUAUUCCUGCGGGCCAAUCGAGAGCUGGGCACUCCCGCCAACGACGCCAACGGUCGCAGCCGCUUCGGCGCCACCAUAGCGCAGAUUUACACGAAAAACGGCCGGAGAGUCGACACCGGCACCGCUUUCGUGAAACCGUUCCUCGACAGGAGCAACUUGAAGGUGCUGACGGGCAGCUACGUGACCAAGAUCGCGAUAAACGGGCAAAAACGCGCCGAGAGGGUGAUUUUCACCAACAACGGCACCAUUUACAGCGCGAAGGCCAACAAGGAGAUCAUCCUGUCGGCCGGUAGCGUGAGCAGUCCGCACAUUCUGAUGCUGUCGGGCGUCGGGCCGAAGAAGCACCUCGAAAGCCUCGGCAUCAAAGUGGUGGAAGACUUGGAAGUCGGCACCAAAUUCCUGGAUCAGCCGGGAACGAAGAACUUCAUGUUCAGCUCGAAUUACCCGGCGAACGAGCAGUCGUUGAAAGAGCAACUGCAGGAGUACCUGAAAGGGUACGGUUUAUUAACGGCGGCUACCGACGGACAAGGGAUUACCUUCUUGAGGGUGCUGGUACCGGACGAAGGCAUAUCCGAUUUGGAAAUCAUCAACGACGUCAGUUCACCCAGCGAUUUGGAUAGGAUAGCGAACGGGUGGAGGAACGAUACCUACAAGGAACUGUGGGGUAACGGGAACUUAUCGAUAUCCUUUUCGUUGAGGUGUUUAUCCACGAAAUCCGUCGGUACGCUCAGGUUGAAGAGCAACGAUCCCUACGAGUACCCGCUCAUCGACCCCAAUUACCUUUCGGACGAUAAACAGCAGGACAUCGAAAUAUUGUACAGGGGCAUACAGCACGUGUUCAAGCUGGCCGAUACUCCAGCUUUCAGGAGCAUCAACAUGACGUACGUCACGCGGCCCCUUUCGGCUUGUAAGCAGCACCGGUUCAAAUCCAAGCAGUACUGGUACUGCUUCCUGAGGCAGGUGUCGCUCACAGCGGCCCAUCCGGUGGCUACUUGCGCUAUGGGCGCGGAUAGAAGUAAGGGGGCCGUGGUGGAUUCGGAGUUGAGGGUGUUCGGGGUGAAGGGGUUGAGGGUGGCAGAUGCUAGUGUGCUGCCUCUGCCGAUUGACGGGCAUACUAGCGUACCUUGCUUGAUGGUAGGUGAGAAGAUAUCCGAUGUUAUUAAGAAGCAGUACCUUUAAAAUUCAAUGCACUUUACUUUAAUUUGGUAAAUUUGUUUGUUUGUAAUUAUGUUUAAUUACCGAAUUGCGUAAAACGGGCCAAUUAUACAGGUUUUUAUCAGGAAAUUAUGUUGAAUAUAUUACCAUUUUUCAUGACUGCAUAUUGGUUAAUGUUUGUAUACAGAAUUGAAUAAAAUGGAUAUGUUUGUGAAUAUUUUUUUCAUUAUGCAAAAUUAACGAGUAAUAUAAUGUAGGAAUAUUUAUUAAUUAAUUCAAUCUUGUACACCAAUUAGAUUAGACAAGAUACCUAAAUGAUACACAUAUUUACAUACAAUAAAUGUUCUUUUUUACUUUAAAAUAAUAAAAAAUAGUUUAUGGGUGAAAUGUUCGAAAGGCCUUUUACACUCAGUCGAUUCGGUCCAUCGAUUCACUUUAAUCUAACGCCUCUUGAACCCGUACUUCUUCCUCUCGUAGAACAAAUCGGUCUUCGAGCUGCCGAGAUUGACGAUCUUGGGACAACCGUCCCGGUCCUUCUCCUGUAUCGUGCACUCCUUGCAGUAGUAGGCGUCCGAUACGCCGGGGCCCCCGCAGAUCACGCACCUGCCCUGGUACGAACCGUAGUUGCACUCGUCGCAUAUUCUCACCAGCGUGCAGGGCCUCACGUACGAAUCGCAUAUCACGCACUUACCGUCGCACUUCUCGCACAGCCGGCCUAUCGCUACGCCCGGCUGUUUGCGGCAAAAUAUCAAAUCCGGGUGGUGCUUCGCCAUUUUAUGUUUACGCACUAGAUUUCAUACAAUAUUCGCUAACGGUAAUUGCAUAAAUUUUACAAUAAAAAUAGUUUACAAACGUUUUUAUAACGGAUUUGGAGGUUAUGUUGUGUUGUGGUUUUCU
Phyllotreta striolata is the source of this 2795-nucleotide messenger RNA. The record is from the annotation of a GenBank genome assembly. NCBI's taxonomy places the organism in Eukaryota, Metazoa, Arthropoda, Insecta, Coleoptera, Chrysomelidae.